AUGACGAACCGCACAUCCACAUCCUCGACUCGCGCGUCGACUGGGACAGCUACGCUCCCCAUCUCGAGUACACCCAUGAGUACGCCCCCUCACACAAGCGCAGGCAGCGAUUCGACUCAGCCCCCCACGUCCACUCCCACCGCGCAAUCACAAUCCGGGAACGGCCUAUCCGGCUCGCAGAUCGGGGGCAUCGUCGGGGGCGUCCUCGCCGCCGCGGUGCUAGGCGGGCUCAUCGCGCUCAUCUUCUGGUUCCGGCGGAGACGUCGACGGUUGGCGGCCGCUCAGGAGGCGGGGGACCAACAACCCGCGCGGCAGGAUGGCGAGGAUGCGGCUGGGGGCGGUGGUGGUGGUACUGCGGUUUCUACUGUAGGAUCGGCGACGCGCGAAGAGGAUCAUGAUCCCGAGGGGAAGGAUGCUGCGGAGAUAGACGAAAAGAAAAUUCCCAUGCUGGGUGGGCGGAUGAUGCAGGAGAUGGAUGCGCAGGGGGGUGCGGCCGUGCAUAAGCUGGCGGUUCCGGUGGGCGGCAGCGCGCGUAAGCUGUCGGAGCUGCCGGGGUCGAUGGGGAGGAUGGCCGAGUUGCCUGGGUCCGAGGUGGAUACCAAGCGAUGA
Messenger RNA from Aspergillus fumigatus Af293, 609 nucleotides. Its product is annotated as EGFR-like transmembrane domain-containing protein. The record is from RefSeq and is a predicted model, not a curated record. Lineage: Eukaryota; Fungi; Ascomycota; Eurotiomycetes; Eurotiales; Aspergillaceae.